Cooperia oncophora is the source of this 387-nucleotide messenger RNA. Lineage: Eukaryota; Metazoa; Nematoda; Chromadorea; Rhabditida; Trichostrongylidae. The record is from the annotation of a GenBank genome assembly.
AUGAAUGUGCACGAAGUGGAGGCGUUUGGAAAGGAAAUGUUGCGAGCCUUCCAUGUUGAGUUAUUUGUUCACGGUAAUGCAACCGAACAGGAAGCAUUGACACUCGGACAUGCAGUGACAAAGACGUUGCGUGAAUCGUCCAAGAGUCGUCCACUAUUUAGAAAUGAAUACACUCCUAUGAGGGAGCACGCUCUAGAAAACGGGGAUGCUUAUGUAUAUCGACAUUUCCAAAACACUCAUGAGGUGUCAUGCGUUGAAGUUUUGUACCAAGCAGGAGUUCAGGCCACGCGGGAAAAUGCUCUAGUUGAGUUACUAGUGCAGCUUCUACGUGAACCAGCCUUCAAUCAGCUAAGAACAGUGGAACAGUUAGUAUUUUUGAAUAUUUGA